CAAGAAAAGGUUGGGAACCACUGCAUUAGAGGCUUGUUUUUACAGAAAGAAACACUUAUAAAUUUGCGGUUAUUGCGCGUCAAAACAGUUUCACGAGACGAAAGGGCGUUUGUUUACAAUUUAAUAUUUGAUCUCGAUAAAUCAAUAAGAGAUGAGGAGAUAUUUUGAAAGAUUGGUAUAUCUGCUUACUUCUGAAUUUCCCCAAAAUGUAUAAUUUUCUUCACAGAAUGCACUAUGAGCAGUAGAGCAUCAUGGGAGGAGUGGCACUGGAUGAUGGCAGUAGUGGAGUGAAGGCCCCUGAUGGUGGCUGGGGUUGGGCUGUGCUCUUUGGUUGCUUCGUCAUCACAGGUUUCUCCUAUGCCUUUCCCAAGGCUGUCAGUGUUUUCUUCAAGGAGCUGAUUAGAGAGUUUGAUGUGGGCUACAGUGACACAGCCUGGAUCUCCUCCAUCCUAUUGGCUAUGCUUUAUGGCACUGGGCCUUUAUGCAGCAUUUUAGUGAAUCGUUUUGGAUGCCGUCCAGUGAUGUUAGUGGGCGGCCUCUUUGCAUCGUUGGGAAUGGUCUUGGCAUCAUUUGCCACAAGCAUCAUCCACAUUUACUUGUGUACAGGAGUCAUUACAGGUCUUGGAAUGGCUCUGAACUUCCAGCCUUCACUCAUUAUGUUGAAUCGAUACUUCAGUGAGAAGCGGCCGCUGGCUAACGGCCUGGCAGCAGCUGGGAGUCCCGUGGCUCUGUGCUGUCUGUCUCCUCUGGGGCAGGUCCUUCAGUAUAAAUAUGGCUGGAGAGGGGGCUUCCUCAUCUUGGGAGGGAUUCUUCUGAACUGCUGUGCCUGUGGGGCUUUAAUGAGGCCUUUGUACCCGCCAAAGAAGUCGGAGGCCGCUGGGAUUGAAAACACACCAGAGGACGGUAACGAGAAAGCCAAGCCCAAGCCUAAGCUGCUGGACUUCAGUGUUUUCAGAGACCCGGGCUUUGUCAUUUACACAGUCGCUGCCUCCAUAAUGGUGCUCGGUUUGUUUGUUCCUCCGGUGUUUGUGGUGAGCUAUGCUAAAGAGUUGGGAAACGAAGACACAAAAUCCGCCCUCCUGCUUACCAUUCUGGGUUUCAUUGACAUUUUCGCACGGCCCACGUGUGGCAUUAUCGCUGGACUCCAGUGGGUUCGCCCUCGAUGCGUCUACCUCUUCAGUUUCGCUCUCAUAUUCAAUGGCACCACAGACCUGGUGGGCUCCCUGGCUAAAGACUACGCCUCUCUGGUGGUGUUCUGCAUCUUCUUUGGCAUCUCGUACGGCAUGGUGGGAGCCCUGCAGUUCGAGGUUCUCAUGGCUGUUGUGGGUACAGAGAAGUUCUCGAGUGCCAUUGGUUUAGUUCUCCUGCUUGAAGCCAUUGCUGUGCUAGUUGGGCCUCCAUCUGCUGGGCGCCUUUUGGACUCCACUAAGAAGUACAUGUUUGUUUUCCUGCUGGCUGGGAUUGAGGUUGUGAUGUCAGCUUUAGUGCUGGCCAUAUGCAACUUACUGUUCAUAAAGAAGAAGCCUGAGGCACCAGAGACUGCAGAGGCAAAGAAUCACUCCAGUACGCCACCUACAGAGGAGCCUCAUAAGGCCAAUGGAAACUCAGAAAAGAGAGUCAAGAAUGUUACGAAGGAUCCAAAGGAAGUGGAAACGUUUCUGAAAGAUAAUGAUGAGCAGAAUUAAAACGUCAACUGUGGCAGAGGCCGACCUCUGAUGCUUAAGAAGAGGUUGAAAGACACAAAUAAGAGGAGAUUGCUGAGACCUGCAGUGUUGAUGUGUAUUACUGUGUAGUCCAACGUGAUGUCCUGCUAAGUGUGCUACAUACUGAUAGCGGAGUGUUUCAUCAAUACAGCUGCACUGCCACAAAGAGAGGUUUAGACAGGCCACUCUCAGGCCCUCGUUUACACUAGUUACGGUUACGCCUGUCGUCUAAACUACUCCGGCGUUUUGAAAAUGCUGCAGACCCCGUUUUAGUCUAAAGACCCCGGGGUUGCGUUUCUGUGUAAACAGAGCGAAACGGAGACUUUGGAAAACGAUGGCGUGGCUGCCCACAUUCUCUCUGCGUAUCCUUGACGACCGUGUAAACAAUAACAUCGCGUAAACGGGGUCUUAAUACGUGUAACUCAACACCCCAGAUAAUCUUUGACUUAAACAUUACCAAGGUUAAAGGUGCUGUAAGUGAUUAUAUGAUUGGAAUUGUAUGAAGAAGAUAAUCUUCUUCACUGAAAACACUGCCCUGAAAUAUCACACCGAUCAGUCAGCGUUGUAUGUAACAUAUUACUAGUAAUAUGAGAUACGUAAUCAAAUAAUUUUAAGCUGAUUUGGUUUGUUCCCCUCGGUCAUGAUUUAGAAAUGCUGAAUUAAAAAGUUUAACCUUGUUACAGCAUCUUUAACUAAGUGCAAAAUAAACGUCACAGAAGUAAACAGACCUGAACACAGGAACUGAACGUGCGGGCACACUGAAGUCUGAUCAUAUUCAUAGAUAUCAGCAAUCAUCGGAGAUCUGUAGUGUUUCCACUUCUUUAAACGCUUCUGUAAUAGUAUGCGUCACUAUUCACAGACCUCAUACACUAUGUGAAGUGCUUUGUUUUGUCCGUCGUGAGCGGUGUGGUGACUGUGGACCAAUAGCUUUAAGUACACUUCUGAUAAUGCCAUGAGUUCCUGCAUAAAGCUCAGUACUGUUACAUGCACCGAGGGCCCUACUUCACCUUAUGUUCUUUGGUAUGUUUCAGUGCUAAAGGACAAUAUAAGCUUAGCUUUUUUUAAUCUUAGUGGAAUACAGCUGUAUUAGUCAGUAUUAGUUGUACUGUGAAUUUAUAUUUUGACACUGUACGUUUGUCAUCUAAGACUUUUAACUUUUUACCGUUAUGCUGAGAUUGUCAUAGAAAAGUGAAGUAGAGAGCAGGUAUCUCUGCAUUUAUGACUUCAUAUGAAGGGUCCUACAGCAAGAUUAGCAAUAUUUAUUUUUCACCUAGUCUAUUUUCUUUCUUUUUUUUUACAAACCUAGUUUUAUUGCAAAAAAAUAUAUAUAUAUAUAUAUAUAUAUAUAUAUAUAUAUAUAUAUAUAUAUAUAUAUAUAUAUAUAUAUAUUCUUUAUUUACUGAAAUGCACCAAAUGCAAUACCGAAUUAGAAGCCAAAUGAUAAGUGUUGACAACAAUGUUGACAAGCAUGCAGUUUGUCCCUUCGUGAAGAAAUGAGGUUUGACAGCACUGCCUCCUGGCAUUGGUUUUAAUUUUAUACCAGCAUCUGGAGGAGACAGCUCUACUAUUGGUUAAGAUACUUGCCCUGUCAGAUAUUUGUACUCAAAAUACAUCCGAGUACAAGGGAAGCUAUGAGAAAUUUAAACCCAGAAUCAGUGUUGCUGCCCUUCCAUUUUGCCCGAGUUAGUCUGGGAAACAUUUGCAAUAUUUACUUUAAUCUUGCAGACGGCCUGUGUAAUUUAAUUUCUGUCUACUUAAAAAAAAAAAAACGGCUCAAUAAAUGUUGAACAGAGCA
Molecule: messenger RNA, 3498 nt
Organism: Puntigrus tetrazona (Sumatra barb)
Lineage: Eukaryota; Metazoa; Chordata; Actinopteri; Cypriniformes; Cyprinidae
Gene: slc16a3a
Product: solute carrier family 16 member 3a
Exons: 5
Coding region: 252-1685 (477 amino acids)
Biological process (GO): transmembrane transport; monocarboxylic acid transport
Cellular component (GO): membrane
Molecular function (GO): monocarboxylic acid transmembrane transporter activity
Source: RefSeq, a predicted model, not a curated record